UUAUUGAUGCAAAAAAAUAGUAGAGCAUGCUAAGGUCCAUCGCAGUAAUCGAAAAAUCAGGAGACCGGGCUUUGCUAGCGGUAAAUAUUUAGAUUGUUUGGUAAUAUGUUAUAACUUAUAACUCUGAUACGCUACACAAUAUAUAGUCAGUAAGUUUGGAUUGAUAAGAUAAGAUCGAUAAACUAAACAACAAACAAAGAUAAAAAAAUAUUUUUUUUUUAUAAUUUUGAAUAUUUGUUACGUCUACGACGACGACUACUUUUUUCCAGUUAACGAACUCUUCGUCUCGGUUAACGUGCAAUCUGUGUACUUUUUUCCACAUUCAAUAGUCAUUACAACAGUACGGUAAAUCUGGAGGAGUUGGGAAAAUACUUUUCGGAGAAAUUUUUCACCACGGAUAUAAAGAAUAACAGUUGAUUUAAACUUUCAACGUAAUAUCUUCUAUAUAACUUUAUAUAUAGUUAGUGAAAACUUGUUUAACGAUACUAAAAGAAAGUAGGGGUUAUCAUUUUACAUAACUUAAGAUAGCAAGCCUUAUAGUUGAUGCGUCAAAGUAUAUCCAAUCGCCAAAGAGAAUGGAUCACAUACAUGAAAUCAGUUUCAACCAAGUUUACGACAGUAAAACAGUAAAAUUUUUAAACAAGGAAUUUUCAAGAUCAAAUCAUAAAUGUUAUUUAGAUCAUGCUGGAACAACAUUGUACAGUAAUUCUCAGAUUAAAAAAAAUUGUGAAAAGUUAAUGAAUAGUGUUUUUCCGAAUCCACAUACAGCAACUGGAGCUGGUAAUGAAACACUAGAUAUUAUUGAAAGAACUCGUCACAGAAUUUUGGAUUUUUUCAAAGCCACAUCUGAUGAGUACAGUCUUAUUUUCACAUCAGGAGCAACAUCUUCAUUGAAAAUCAUUGCUGAAACAUUCAAAUUUUCUAAUAAUAGUUCCUUUAACACAAAUACAACUGAAAAUGGUCAUUUUAUUUAUCUCCAAGACAACCAUACAUCAGUUUUGGGAAUGCGAGAUCUUGUUGUUCGUAAUGGAGCGAAAUUAACAUGUCUUGUAGACAAACAAGUCAAAGAAAUAUUCAACAACACGAGUCAUGUAAUAAAUGAAAAAGAAUCGGCGAGUAAUUCUUUAUUUGUGUAUCCUGCCCAAAGUAAUUUUUCGGGUUUUAAAUAUCCAUUGGAGUGGAUUAAUAAAAUAAAAAAUGGUGCUUUAGAUAAAACAACAAGUGGUUCGACGAAUUGGUAUAUUUUGGUCGAUGCUGCAGGUUUUGUUGGUACUAAUUCAUUAGAUCUUUCUAUUUAUAAGCCAGAUUUUAUUUGUUUAUCAUUUUAUAAAAUGUUUGGAUAUCCAAGUGGUAUUGGAGCAUUGAUUGUUAAAAAUACAAGUGCGAAUGUUUUGGGUAAAGUGUAUUAUGGAGGUGGAACGGUCAAUAUGGCUCACAGUGUAGAAAAUUUUCAUAUCAAAAAAGAAAGUUUAUAUCAAAGAUACGAAGAUGGUACACUCCCAUUCCAUUCGAUAAUUGCUCUUCAAUUUGGUCUAGAUAUUAUUUCGACAUUGACGAUUGAUAAGAUAUCAAAUCAUGUUUUUUCACUGUCAAAAUAUUUGUAUCGCUUAUUAUCAAGCCUUCGCCAUUUCAAUGGCAAUCCCGUUGUUAAAAUAUACGCGGACAGUGAUUAUAAAGACCAAAAAUUUCAAGGUGGAAUUGUGACAUUUAAUUUGUUACGAUCAAAUGGUGAUUAUGUUGGUUAUAUGGAAGCCCUACAUAUGGCAGAAUUAUACAAAAUUCAAUUACGAACUGGAUGUUUUUGUAAUCCUGGUGCUUGUCAAAGACAUUUAAAUUUAUCGAGCGAAGAUGUUAUGAAAAAUUAUAAUGCUGGAUAUAAAUGUGGUGGUGAUAAAGAUUUAAUUAAUGGGAAACCAACUGGGGCUAUUAGAGUAUCUUUCGGUUUUAUGUCGCAAGUUCUUGAUAUUGAAACACUCAUGUUAAUGUUAAAAGAAUGCUUUGUAGAUCGUCCAGAAAUUAGACAGAUACCGCAAAGUUCCGAAAACAACACAUCCUUGUUGUUGAAGCAGUACGAUCAAAAAGUAAUUAAGCAGAAAAUCAACAUGCAAAAGGAUACAAGUAAAUUAGUAACAAAAAAAAGUAAUGAAAAAAAGUUACUAAUAAAUGAAAAAAAACAUGACUGUGACAUACGAAAUGAACUAAAAUUAUCAAGAUUAUUUAUUUAUCCAAUAAAAUCAUGUGGUGCUUGGGAAAUAAAGAAGUCAUGGAUAUUAAAUUCAAAGGGACUUGAAUAUGAUCGUGAAUGGAUGAUAAUGACGUCAACGGGAGAAUGCUUAACACAAAAGCACAAUGUAAAUCUUUGUAAAAUAAAACCGACCCUAUGCCCCGAUAAAAACGCAAUGAAACUCGAUUAUCCAGGCAUGCCAACAGCGAUAGUACCAUUAAACAUAAACAUAAAUACAGAUAAAUUGUGUAUAAGUCGAGUUUGUGGCCACAUAGUUGAAGGCACUGAUUGUGGAUCAGAAAUAUCUGAAUGGCUUAGCCUUGCGAUUGGUCGACCGAAUUUACGUUUGAUACGACAAAAAAAAAUAACUGAAUUUCUUGAUAAUGAAAAAACAUCAAAGCUAUCAUUUUCUAGCCAAGCACAAUUUUUAAUGAUAAAUGAAGCGAGUAUUGAAUGGUUGAUUGAACAAUUACCAAAUGAUUCCGACUGUAACAAAGAAACGAUAUUGCAUAGAUUUAGAGGUAAUAUUAUUGUUGAAGGAGCUGAACCAUUUAAUGAGAUAAAUUGGAGUAAAAUUACUAUCGGAAAAAAUAUCUUUGAGGUUGAGGGAGCAUGUACUCGAUGUCAAAUGAUAUGUAUUGAUCAAGAAACUGGUGUAAAAACAAUUGAACCACUUCAAUUAUUAGGCAAAAAAUUCCAUGGUCGGAUAAAAUUUGGAAUGUAUCUAACAAAAACAAUGGAACAAAGUAAAUUUAUCAGUAUCAAUGAUCCUAUUAUUUGCACGUAAUGAGUUUAAAAUUGAUUUUACGUCCCAUCAACAAACUAAUAUUCAUGCGUUCUUGUCAAGUCAUCGUAUAUUGAGCGCAAUUUAAAGAGCAGUCGGAUUGUUUGAUAUCACAAUAAAAGAAAAAAAAUAUUAUAUAUAGCCUCUAAUUCGAGUGUGAACUGAUAAAUUAGAUAAUAAUACUCUAGAAUAAAUCAAUUAUGCAAUUUAAACACAAUAAUAUUGCCUUAACUAAAUUUUAU
Aphidius gifuensis is the source of this 3250-nucleotide messenger RNA. RefSeq names its product molybdenum cofactor sulfurase 3 (gene mal). Gene Ontology annotation, molecular function: pyridoxal phosphate binding; molybdenum ion binding; molybdenum cofactor sulfurtransferase activity. The record is from RefSeq and is a predicted model, not a curated record. The transcript has 5 exons. Lineage: Eukaryota; Metazoa; Arthropoda; Insecta; Hymenoptera; Braconidae. Gene Ontology annotation, biological process: Mo-molybdopterin cofactor biosynthetic process. The coding region runs from base 576 to 3011 and encodes 811 amino acids.